CGUCCACGGUCACUGGGAAACAUGUCGGCAUCCGAGACCACGACAAAGGAGCACCAUGAAAAUGAUGAGUCAGAAACAUCAACGGAGUCAGUAGCCGGGUCAAGUCAAAUUAAAGAAGAUAAUGCAGCCUCCACCUCGUCUGCUGCUUCUUACAAGACGGAGCCCAUGGGUGUUAUGUCAUCACUGUUGUCAUCCCAGCAACCUGGGAAGGAUGCUUCCACAGUGGCUGUAGAGGAGGGAGAACAGUGGUCCCGUGCCUCCUCCCCACAGAACAAACCUGCUGCUGCAGGUCACACAGCAAAUGCCCUUCUAUCAGCGUCCUCCUCGUCAUUGUCCCCUUCUCCUUCCACGUCUUCAACUUUGUCACCCGGCCGAGCAAAGAUGAGCGUUUCAGGGCCUGGUAGCAGUAAAUCUGUCCUCCCACCUGGUCCUCCAUCCUCCUCUUCUUCCUCCUCUACAACAGCUGCUUCUUCUCCAUCUGUCUCCCCUGCACCACCCAAGAUCCAUCGGGCACGAAAGACCAUGAACAGACCUCCACCAGGGCAGUUGAGUCAAAUUGAGGCACCUUUUGCUUCUGUGACUCCUCCAGGAUCCUCCGCCAGCAUUUCUUCUCAUUCUGAAACUGCUUCAAAGAGGAGGAAGCUGGAUCAUUUAUCGGACGGCACACCCGAGAGGUCUGAAAACAUUCCCGACAACACUCAAACGGAGGAAGAAACAUUAUUCCAUAAAAAAGCUGAGUUUGAAGCUGCGCCUGGGAAGAGCAUCAGCUCUGUGGGGAGAUCAGAAGAGGACGUAGUCGAGAAAAUUCAGAUUUCUAGUCCAUCCAGGCAAGAUUCAGAAAGGUUUGAAGAUGGUGAAGGUGAAGCAAGGCAGCAAGCUAAAGACAUAGAGAGGGCAGCGAACACGUCAGAUCAUAGUUCAGAGUCUGAAACACAGAGAGUGGCCAGAGAGAGCGAGGGGUCUUCUUGGCCGCUGUCUGAUCAAGACAAAAACAGAAACACUGCCGACGUCGUGGAGACAGAGGGAGGAAGAUCUGCAGAGUACACAGAAGUUCCCUUGGGUGCUCUGGACAUUGCUGCUGCUGACAGUCUGACGCUUUCUCCUAAUCCUGAUGGCAGUGAUGCAGGAGACACAGAGCGGCUGGAGGAGCUCCCGCUGUGCAGCUGCAGGAUGGAGGCCCCUCGUGUUGACAGCACCAGCAACCGUGUCAGCAGACAGUGUAUGGCCACUGAGAGCAUCGAUGGAGAGCUGCGAGCUUGCACCAAUCGGACUAUUAAAGGGGAGACGAUGAGGCCGUCCAGUCGGGUUCCCCUCAUGGUGCUUUGUGACGUCCAUCGCUCACACAUGGUCAAACACCACUGCUGCCCCGGCUGUGGAUAUUUCUGCAUAGCAGGCACAUUUCUCGAGUGCUGCCCGGACCAGCGCAUCGCUCACCGUUUCCACCGGGGGUGUGUGACGGUGCUGAGCGGAGGGCGCAGCAGAUCUAACGGCGGCGGCAUGCUUUUUUGUCCCCACUGUGGCGAAGAUGCCUCAGAGGCGCAGGAGGUCACCAUCCCCUCGUUCAGCUCAGCCAUGGCCUCCGCAACCACGGUCGUCACCAUGUCCGCUUCCUCUACCACCACCCCGUCUCUGCCGCCGUCUGUCCCCACGGCGCCCUCCCUUACAGCCUCCACAGGAGGGAUGAAGGAUGGGAAGAUGCCUGAAAGACCUGUCAGCGCUCGUAUGCGCAGUCAGGGCUUGAUAACGCUUACAGUAGAGCAGCAGCAGCCUCCACAGCCUGUAGCCUCAGCAGCGACUGCAGCCGCCAUCCCCCCAGCAGAGGAGGGCGUGGACAGCGUGGGGCCUUCGCUCUGUAUGCCGAAUGGGAAGCCAAUAAGCCCAAGCGCACUUCCACCUGGGCCCAGCAGGGCGGCGCUGCAGAAGGCCAUUCUCACCCAGGACACAGAGAGGAGGAAGAAAUUGAGGUUCCACCCUCGCCAGCUCUACCCCGCCGCCAAGCAAGGAGAGGUGCAGAGAGUCCUGCUCAUGCUCAUGGAGGGUAUAGAUCCAACGUACCAGCCUGACUCUCAGAACAGGCGCUCUGCUCUUCACGCUGCAGCUCAGAGAGGUCUGCUGGAAGUCUGCUACAUGCUGAUACAGGCUGGUGCUCAAGUGGAUGCCCAGGACAAGGAUCUGAGGACUCCUCUGUUGGAGGCUAUUAUCAACAAUCAUGUUGAGGUGGCUCGCUACCUGGUCCAGAACGGUGCCUGCGUCUAUCACGUUGAGGAGGACGGAUAUACUGGCCUCCAUCACGCAGCCAAGCUGGGAAACCUGGAAAUUGUCAACAUGCUUCUGGAGACGGGGCAGGUUGAUGUGAAUGCGCAGGACAGUGGGGGCUGGACGCCGAUCAUCUGGGCUGCAGAGCACAAACACGUAGAUGUGAUCAAAGCGCUGCUGAACAGAGGAGCUGACGUCACCAUCAAUGAUAAGUCCUGUCUUUCCCAUCAGGAGCUGAAUGUGUGUCUCCACUGGGCGGCGUAUGCAGGAAAUGUGGAUAUAGCAGAGCUGGUGCUGAACGCUGGUUGCUCCCUCUCCUCAGUUAACGUACAUGGAGACACGCCGCUCCACAUCGCUGCCAGAGAGGGCUACUUGGACUGUGUUACGUUGUUCUUGUCAAGAGGUGCAGACAUAGACAUCAUGAACAGGGAGGGAGACACGCCUCUCACCUUGGCCCGGGCUGACACCCCGGUGUGGGUGUCGCUCCAGAUCAACAGGAAGUUGCGCAGGGGAAUAACCAAUCGCAUGCUUCGGACGGAAAAAAUCAUCUGCAGUGACAUUGCACAGGGCUACGAGAACGUACCGAUCCCCUGCGUGAACGCGGUGGAUGACGAAGGCUGUCCCUCGGACUACAAAUACGUUUCAGAAAACUGUGAAACUUCAGCGAUGAACAUAGACCGUAAUAUCACACACUUACAGCACUGUAGCUGCACCGAUGACUGCUCGUCUAGUAACUGCCUCUGUGGACAGCUCAGCAUCCGCUGCUGGUAUGACAAGGAUCAACGGCUGCUUCAGGAGUUCAACAAAAUAGAACCUCCACUAAUAUUUGAAUGCAACAUGGCCUGUUCUUGCUAUCGAACAUGCAAGAACAGGGUGGUGCAGGCAGGAAUCAAAGUUCGGCUGCAGCUGUACAGGACAGAGAAAAUGGGCUGGGGAGUCCGAGCUCUCCAAGACAUUCCCCAGGGAAGCUUCAUCUGCGAAUAUGUCGGGGAGCUGAUCUCGGAUGCAGAAGCAGAUGUUAGAGAGGAUGACUCCUACCUGUUUGACUUGGACAACAAGGAUGGAGAGGUUUAUUGCAUCGAUGCCCGGUAUUACGGCAACAUCAGCCGCUUCAUCAACCACCUUUGUGACCCAAACCUCAUCCCGGUACGAGUGUUCAUGCUGCAUCAGGACCUGCGAUUCCCCCGCAUUGCCUUCUUCAGCUCCAGAGAUAUCCUCAGUGGUCAGGAGCUGGGGUUUGACUACGGAGACCGGUUUUGGGACAUUAAGAGCAAAUAUUUCACCUGUCAGUGCGGAUCAGAGAAAUGCAAGCAUUCGGCCGAAGCCAUCGCCUUGGAGCAGAGCCGGCUAGCUCGGCUGGAGGCCGGCCCAGAAUCGGGAGGUGACUGUGGGCUGACCAUGCUGGGAAACUCUUAAAACAAAACACUCACCCAUGGGGCCUUUGGAUUAACUCCUUUUGUUGCGCACACUAGUAAUGGAAAUACACCGGGGGGGGGGGGUCUUGUCAUCAUUCAGUUUUAUAUCUAAGGUGCUGUGUGUUUUUCUACUUGAACUGUAAUUUCUUUUCCUCAAGCUGUCAGCAGUCACUUUAACAUGUGGAGGACAUGGGCCUGAACAUUUUUUACAGUGUAGGAGUUCGGAGAAAGAAAUGGUGGAAGUCUUGUGAGUCUUUACGUACAGUAUUUUAACUGUAAGUCAUGAUGUACUCAUCAUGCCUUGACACUUGGUGUGUUAGCAGUCUGUCAUCAUGUGUGUACCAGUCGUGUACACACACAUAUCCAUUUUAUACAUUUUCUGUUUCUCUUGUGCCAAUGAGUUCAUGAAUUUUGACACAGAGCAGUAAUGGUCCAAGUUUUUACCCAUGCUGGACCCCAGAAGGGUGUUUUUCAUGACUGUUAGCUUUAUUUUCGUUUUCUUUUUUUUUUUUUUUAUACCUGAUGUUUACU
This is a messenger RNA of Archocentrus centrarchus (flier cichlid), 4202 nucleotides long. It is a transcript of the gene ehmt2, whose product is annotated as euchromatic histone-lysine N-methyltransferase 2. Gene Ontology annotation, biological process: negative regulation of transcription by RNA polymerase II; peptidyl-lysine dimethylation. NCBI's taxonomy places the organism in Eukaryota, Metazoa, Chordata, Actinopteri, Cichliformes, Cichlidae. Gene Ontology annotation, molecular function: histone H3K9 methyltransferase activity; zinc ion binding; p53 binding. The record is from RefSeq and is a predicted model, not a curated record. The transcript is spliced from 28 exons. Gene Ontology annotation, cellular component: nucleus; chromatin. The coding region runs from base 22 to 3672 and encodes 1216 amino acids.